Messenger RNA from Monomorium pharaonis (pharaoh ant), 1374 nucleotides. Its product is annotated as myotrophin. The transcript has 3 exons. The record is from RefSeq and is a predicted model, not a curated record. Lineage: Eukaryota; Metazoa; Arthropoda; Insecta; Hymenoptera; Formicidae. Gene Ontology annotation, cellular component: nucleus; cytoplasm. The coding region runs from base 223 to 579 and encodes 118 amino acids. Gene Ontology annotation, molecular function: protein binding. Gene Ontology annotation, biological process: regulation of barbed-end actin filament capping.
GACUUCUACAAUACAAAUACAUACAUGUGCAUACACCAAUGAGAUUGUGUUACCGUCGGUGUCGGGAUAGUAGAGAGCCGGACUCCGGAGUAGGCUUCGUUAAAUUUCAUGGACGAAUGACUGAGGCACGGAACGGAUAAGAGCGGUGGAAAAAGUGGACGUACGCAGUGCGAAUACAACCGUCCAUCGUGUGGAUCCGCAGGAGCAACAGCGACGACGAGAAUGAGCGAACUUGUUUGGGGGAUAAAAAACGGCGAUCUCGAACAAGUACGAGACAUCGUCGAGAACAAGAACAUUGAUGUUAAUCAAAUGAUUGAUGGAAGAACACCAUUGCAUUAUGCAGCGGAUUAUGGUCAAAAUGAAGUUGUAAGAUAUUUAUUAGAGAAAGGAGCAAAUGCCAAUGCCACAGAUAAGCAUGGAAUCACGACGUUGCUAGCAGCAAUCUGGGAGGGGCACACAAACUGUGUAAAAUUGCUGUUAGAGAAAGGUGCUAAACCAGAUGGUUUAACACCAGAUGGCACAAGCUAUCUGGAUGCAGCUGAGAAAGAUGAGAUUAAACAGCUCCUGAAACUCCACUAGCAUAAAGCCAAACAAAAUGUGGAAUUAUAAUUUUGUUACUUUAGUAAUGUUCCUCCUUAUAGAGAGAGACUAUUCUACCAGCUUUGUUUUGAUUUCUCGCCUAUGAUGACUAGAGUGUCGUAUUUAAACGCUCCAAAUUAAAUAAACAUAGCUAUAUGGAUGCUGUUUUAUAAUAAUAAUAAUAAUAAUAAUAAUAAUAAUAAUAAUAAUAAUAGUAAUAAUAAUAAUAACAAUAACAUUAAACUGCAUGUCGAAAAAUAAUGAAAAGCUCGUAUUCUUCUUGCGAUAAUUCUUCAUGGUUCUAAAUAUACACAUAAGUUACAGAUUUAAAAAUAUUAUUCUUUCUGAGAAAAGUUAUAGAAGUUAGUUUAGUUUAAACUUAUAAUCGUGUGUGUAUGUGUGUGCGCGCGUGUGUGUGUGUGUGUGUGUGUGUGUGUGUGAUACACAUACAAUGUAAUUUUGAUAUAUAUUUUGAUCUAUUCUAUAAGACAUAUUUGUUAUUAAUUUAUAAAUCCUGAACUUUUUUAUACAUUUUUAUCAGUCGCUUGAAGCAUAUAUUAUUCCAUUUUAAAUCCGAUAUUUUAAUAACGUCGACGGGAUCUUUUAUACUCUUAAGCAAAAUGCCGAAACUCUCCUCUUUAAUCUUACUUGUGCGAGUUGAAUUUUGAACGACGUAUGUAUAAAUUGCGAAAAAGUAGUAUGUUUGCAAAGGUAUCAACGUGUAACAAUGUGUCUAAUGGAUGCUAAAAAUGUACAAGAAUCAAAAGUAAUAAGCAAAUACAUCAUUGUUAUGAA